AUGCUUUCGCAACAAGAAAUAAAGGAUAAUAUGGUUCGCUUCGAGUCGAUUUCGACUGAAGAAGCCGCCCAAUUAGCAGGUGUUGUUCUUGAUCAUAUACAACUUAAAUCAAAUCUUUCUCAGAUGCUCGCCGGAUUAGAAUUCUCAGACACAUCAACAAAGCAAAUUUUAGCAGAUACAAUUUUAUCAUUCAUUAAUAGACUUCUUCAAUCCCGUACAGCUACUUCAGAUUGUUCUCCACUAUUGAAACAGGCAGGUUUAAAUGACGAAUACUCCGAAGUAAUCAGCAAAGUCAUUAGCAACAGAUUAGAUACUGUUGUUAAAGAUUUAGCUGAGAAAUCAUCAGGCGAUAAACUUCAAGACCUUGAAUGGAGAUUUGGUUUAACUGCAGCUUCAAGUACAGGCGCAGGCACUCCAUUCAUUCAAAUGCGUUUACAAUUCGAAAAUAUCCAGCCUGUUUCUAUCGAAAUGGGCAUGACAGAGUUUUACGAAUUCGCUGCUGAUAUUAAGCGAAUUCAAGCUCAAAUGUCAAAUACCCUUAACAUAUAA
This is a messenger RNA of Trichomonas vaginalis G3, 549 nucleotides long. Its product is annotated as COMM domain-containing protein 4-8 family member family. NCBI's taxonomy places the organism in Eukaryota, Parabasalia, Trichomonadida, Trichomonadidae. The coding region runs from base 1 to 549 and encodes 182 amino acids. The transcript has a single exon. The record is from RefSeq and is a predicted model, not a curated record.